Molecule: messenger RNA, 1401 nt
Organism: Striga asiatica
Lineage: Eukaryota; Viridiplantae; Streptophyta; Magnoliopsida; Lamiales; Orobanchaceae
Source: the annotation of a GenBank genome assembly
AUGGAAGAAGCCAUAAAGGCAAUGAACGAGAUGGAUCUCGAUGGACGUUCCAUAACCGUCGAUCGGACCCAGCCCAACCAGCGCUCGGGCAGGGACGCCGGAAUCGAGAUGGGCCCCGUGGAUCGGGUGGUGACUGUUACAAGUGCGGAAAACCGGGGUAUUGUCAUGGAUGACUGGACGGAUGUUUUCCAUUUGCCGAAACUCUUGCCAUUGUUGUCGAAGAGUGUGAUCGAUCAAACAAAAAUUAUCAUCACCAAUAUUGUCCUCAUCCGUCUGUCGGGGCACGAACCAGGCGGCAGAGUUGAAACAUUGAAGCCCCACCGCAUCCUCGCGGUACUUCUCGCGCUCCAGCGCGUAGCCAGUUUCGUCCCCGCCCUCGCCCGUGUACCCGCCGUCCGCCAACCGACAAUACUCAACGUGUCGACCCUUGUAAAACUUGGGAAAACAGGCCGUGUUCCCCUUCCCCUCAGUGGCCGGGCCUACGAACGACGAACCCUGGCUGAGGUACACCACUUUGUCCUCCCCUACGCCUUCCCACACCGGAUCCCACCUCCCGUCCUCGUCCGACAGCCUGUACACCUUCACCCUCCCCUCGUCCGAAAAAACAAACACGCCCAUCAGUCCCCCGUCCUCCGUCCCGACCAGAUAGUGCUCCUUGAUCCUUCCCUCGAGCCGGCCCCUCCGCCUCAUGCACCGCCACCUCACCGAAAGCUUCCCCCCCGCGCGGCCCACGUCGAGCCGGGCCACAUUGCCCCGCUUGUCCACGAAGUGGGCCCGGCCCGCAUGCAUGACGGGGGCCGCGAGGGACACGCGGAAAUCGGGCCCUCCCACGAGGUGCUCGCGGACCUCCCACGCGGCCUCCCCGCGGCGGAGAACGCACGUGUCGAUGGCCGUGGGCGCGGUCGAGUCGCCGAGCCCGAGGACGGUGCAGCCGGGCUCGGUCGGGGGCCCGAAGAAGCCGAAGGUGGUGAAGCCGUUGUCGGUCAUGGGCGGGAGGUGGAUUGUGCGGCGGCUGAACGGGUCGAAGAAGAAGAAGGCGCCUUGGUCGGGACGGGUCAUGAGGAGCCAGCCGUGACGGGAGCAGCGUAUCUCGGAGCCGUGGAGCUCGGGGAAGGAAGUUUGGAAAGUGGAGCCGUUGCAGCCGUGUUUGUGGAAUUUCCACGCGCGGGUGCGGGGGUGGUAGCGCGUGAGGCAGGGAGGCGGUUGGGUAGGGCCGACACGGAGUUGCGCCACGAGCGGCAAACGAGGCUAGCGGAUGGCUGGUCCUUGCCGGGUAGUUUAGACAUUAUCGCGGUCAGGAGCUCCGGGAGGAGUACGGUCCAGUCAGUGGUGGUGGUGGCGGCAGCGGCAUCCUCGUUAUUAAACGACAUGACUGCUCAACUGAACAUCCAAUCUAGGUGA